Didymodactylos carnosus is the source of this 1545-nucleotide messenger RNA. Lineage: Eukaryota; Metazoa; Rotifera; Eurotatoria; Philodinida; Philodinidae. The record is from the annotation of a GenBank genome assembly.
AUGGUUCGUCAUUCCCAUAAAUCUUUCAAGUUUGCAAACAAUUCAACAACAAAAAUGAAUUUUCCCCGAAAGGCGUUGCAACAUACGAUCAAAUUAGAAGCCAUAAAAUGUAAACUAAGACAACUAGAAAUGAAGUUUAACGAAGCAAAAGAAAAUUUUAUUCAGGUUGAUAUAAAACCGUUGAGUAUUGAUUACGAUUCAACUUGUAUUGUUGAUACUAUUACUGGAAAUACAGCAGCACACGUGGCAGCAGAUACCGAAUCAACAAAUUUUUCAACGGUGGCACACUUUUAUCUUGGGAAUAUCAAAAAAAAAUUGAACGGAUUUUAUGACUGGGAAAUUUCAUCGUCUAAUUUACCGAAUCUAACUACAUGUGGAAAAGUACCCGGUACAAUUCAUACAAUUCUCUUAGCUUCCAAUCUGAUCGACGAACCAUACUAUGGUUACAAUGAUGUACUACAACGUUAUCUUAUCUAUCAAAAUUGGACAUUUCAGAAGAAUUUUACUUUGACUGGAGAACCAUUGACUGAUUUUCAACUCGUUCUAGAACAGAUUGAUACGGUUUCUACAGUCGAAUUAAACGAUUUUCUGUUGAAUUCUACAAGUAGUAUGUUUUUUCCAUAUACAUUUAGUCUGACACAAACACAGUUGAAAGUAGGCAGUAAUAAUACGCUGAAAAUUCAGAUACGAUCACCGAUAGAGUAUGCACUUCAACAAGCAGUAAACUAUCCUUACUAUGUACCACCGAAUUGUAUAGAUUCUCAAACACACGGUGAAUGUCACUUUCAAUUUAUACGUAAAGAAGCUUGUUCAUUCUCAUGGGGUUGGGGUCCUGCCUUUGCUCCAAUGGGUAUUACCGGUGAUAUUUAUUUGCAAGCAAUCGAUAGUAGCACACAAGACAUGUCACAAACUGACUUCCAUUUGUGUGAUGUCAAUGUCAAGAAAGUAUCCAACGACGACGAGGACAGUUGGAUAAUUGACUUUCAAUUAAAAUUUGAAGAAAAUCCUUGUUCAGUACUACGGAGCGAGGACUUGUAUUUUCGUCUUAUAAAUACGUCGUGGUCGUCUAACACCACACUCUCUUGUGUCAAUAAUUACCAAUCACCUGUUCCAUUCACUGUUCGUGUUCCAUCACACUACAUUGCUCUAUGGUAUCCUCAUACUAUUGGGCAACCAAUCCUCUAUGAAUUUCAAGUAGAAUGUUACUCUCAAAUAAAAACGAAGCAAAUUGGUUUUCGUACAAUUGAAUUAAUUCAAGACCCGUACACGGAUCUCGACCCCGAUCUCAAUGGUACAUCAUUUUAUUUCAAAGUGAAUAAUCAAACGCUAUUUAUCAAAGGUAGUAAUUGGAUACCAGCUGAUUCGUUUCAGGAACGUAUUACACAAGAAUAUUUAGAAGUUUUAUUGAAAUCGGCAGCUGAAGCGAAUAUUAACAUGCUGCGGGUAUGGGGUGGUGGUCUGUAUGAAAAAAAAGAAUUUUAUGAACUGGCUGAUCAGCUCGGUAUUAUGAUAUGGCAAGAUUUUAUGUUCUCAGAUAGUUUGUGA